AUGAAUAAUGACUUUGAAAAAUUCAACCAAUUCACGGAAAGAGAUGGAUUUGAUAAAGAUCAAAGACUGUAUAGCGAAUUAUAUCCAUAUUCUUCCGAAGGAUAUUCAUUGCUUGAAUUAUGUUGUUACCAUGGAGCAGUUGAUUGUUUCAAGUUAUUAAGAACAAAAUUUAGUUCAGAAAUUACUCAAAAAUGUCUUCAUUUUUCAUUUUUAGGAGGAAAUCCAGAGAUCAUGAGUGAAUGUUUGAAAUAUCAAAAACCAGAUGAAAAUUGCAUGGAUUAUGCAAUUAUUUCACAUAACAUUGAUUUUGUUACAUUCUUGAAGAAUGAAUACAAUAUAUAG
Trichomonas vaginalis G3 is the source of this 342-nucleotide messenger RNA. Its product is annotated as protein ubiquitination. NCBI's taxonomy places the organism in Eukaryota, Parabasalia, Trichomonadida, Trichomonadidae. The record is from RefSeq and is a predicted model, not a curated record. The coding region runs from base 1 to 342 and encodes 113 amino acids. The transcript has a single exon.